Messenger RNA from Diaporthe batatas, 1230 nucleotides. RefSeq lists its product as uncharacterized. Gene Ontology annotation, biological process: secondary metabolic process. The record is from RefSeq and is a predicted model, not a curated record. Gene Ontology annotation, molecular function: CoA-ligase activity. NCBI's taxonomy places the organism in Eukaryota, Fungi, Ascomycota, Sordariomycetes, Diaporthales, Diaporthaceae. The transcript is spliced from 2 exons. Bases 1 to 1230 code for a protein of 409 amino acids.
AUGACACAUGCCCUAAAGACGGCCGACACCAAGAUCCUGGUGACCCUGCCUGGCUCCAUCGAGGCAGCUGUCGCAGCGGCCAAGGCUGCAGGUGUUCCUAGGUCGCAUGUCCUGCUCCUCGAGGGUGAAGCACCUGGGUUCAAGAGCAUACAAGACCUGAUCCGGCAAGGCCAGUCUUUACCACCGGCGGAUGUAUACCAUAUACCCCAUGGGCAGACGAACAAAGACAUAUGCGGCUACCUCAACUUCAGCUCCGGGACAACCGGCUACCCCAAGGCCGUCAUGCUCAGCCACCACAACAUCAUCGCCCAGUGCCUCCAGCUGCGGCAGCUCCAGGUCCUCCCCGCGGACGGGCAGUACCGGACGAUUGCGGUCAUGCCGCUCUUCCACAUAACCGGGCUCGUGCGCUUCAUCACGUACCCGGUGUUCAUGAACGGCGAGUGCUUCAUGCUCCCCAGCUUCGACAUGGAGACGAUGCUGGAGACCAUCGUCGCCCACCGCAUCGAGGAGCUCAUCUUCGUCCCGCCCAUCCUGAUCCGCAUCGUGCGCGACCCGCUGGUCGAGCGGCACCUGCCGCGGCUGCGACAGGUCGUCAAGAGGUUCUCGUCCGGGUACGCGCACACGGGGGGGAAGCUCGUUGCGAACACCGUGGCCAAGGUGGUUGACCUGGCUGACCCGUCCAAGCUGCUCGGGCCGGGCGAGACGGGUGAGAUCUGUGCCCGGGGCCCGCAGAUUGCGAUGGGGUAUCUUGGGAACCCGGAGGCCACGGCCGAGUCUUUUGAUGAGGAGCGAUAUCUGCAUACUGGUGAUGUUGGUCAUAUAGACGCAGAAGGGCUCCUGCAUAUUGAAGACCGCAUAAAGGAGAUGAUUAAAGUCAAGGGGAUACAGGUCGCGCCGGCGGAGCUGGAAGACUUGUUGCUUGGGCAUGAUAUGGUUGAGGACUGUGCAGUCUUGGGUAUUAGAGACGAGUAUGCUGGUGAGAGGCCGAAGGCGUACGUGGUGGUCAAGAGUGGGGUGAGCCCGACCGAGGAGUUGGGCAGAACCUUAUUGAGGUAUGUUCGAGGGCGCAAAGUCCGCUACAAGUGGCUGGCCGAGCUGGAGUUCGCGGAGAGUAUCCCCAAGGGACCCACUGGGAAGCUGUUGAGAAGGCUGCUCAAGGCAAGCGACCAGAAAGCCGGUAGGUCGAAGGGGCUGUGCGUCAGAGACAACAGCGACAGAGCGAAGUUAUAG